AUGAAGGAUAAGGUAUCACAAGUCAAAGCAGUGAAGCGAAAAAAAAGCCUUGUUUCAGAAACAGACCAUUCUUCUAAUGAAGACAGUCUUGAGCAACUCGAAUCAUCUACCGGAAAAAAAACAACCCGUGAAAAGCUACUCGACAUACUAGGCAGACGUGCCAACCCUAAAAAGCCCCGGGCUUCAAGAGCUCUGUCUGUACGGAACCCAAGACCGCGACAUUCAAAGGAGGACACUGUUCAGAUAAUCAACCCACCCUCUGAUCACAAGAUUGACUACACCCGAUUCAACAACAACCAGCUUAUUGAGAUGCUCAAGGAUGUUGGACUAGAUACCAGUGGGUUUGAGAGGGAUGAUCUUCUGAAAAGCUGCAAUGCAUACACGGAAUUAAUCAUCGCCCCCCCCUACCCCUCUCAGGACGAGGUUGGCCUAAAUCCAGUACGUUCAAACAUCAGCGACUCCUCAUUUACGUUCACAGUGGCACCCAACAGAAAUAUGAUUCCCGCAGGAACAUCAAAUAGGAUUCUAUCAGACAACACCAGCAAAAGUACACCUGGAGGUGACCAGUCCACCUCACUCCUACCGAGCCUCGAGCAUUGCCGGUUUCUGUACCCUCGUCCACACCCAACCAUAUUGUCUAGCCCUUCAUGUCCAAAGCCACCCAAUACCAAGGGGAAGGCUAAAGCGAAGUCGCCAACCCCAUCCAACUCUGAUUGGAAUCCACACGAUGAAGAUUUGAAUGACUCCAACACUGAAAAUGGCUGCAUUAGUGAUCUUGAGUCUACCCCCGCUUCCCCAACGAAUUUUCAAACACAAACCCCCCAUAACACUCACCUACCCAAAGAAAACACUCAACAUGGAAAAAAGGUGGAUUCACUUGAAACCGAACUGGAAGCGUUGACUCAUGUCGUGAACAAGUUGGUGAGAGCUUCGGGUGAUAACAGCAGUCCUCAAUCAAAGAGGCGUGGCGGCCGAGUUGCAGAUCGUGUUCGGUUUCACAUUGAUACUCUCAUAGGCCUUCCGGAGGGUUCAAAACUCCCAAGUCCAGACGAUACAAACAAUUCACCCAAAGAUCCUUUUGUAGCUGACGAUCCCUGCUUCCCAUACCAGAAUGGACCGGGACACAAGAACGCCACUCCCCAGCAAUUGCAAAUUAUGCAAAAAAUGCUCGACACUGCGGGUAUCUCAAGUUUCCGACCUGAUUUCUCAAAAAAUGCCAGGAUACCUAUGCUCGGUCACUUUCUAAGAGAUAUCGCCUACAAUCCUGGGAUCCAACGCGAUUAG
Molecule: messenger RNA, 1284 nt
Organism: Melampsora larici-populina 98AG31
Lineage: Eukaryota; Fungi; Basidiomycota; Pucciniomycetes; Pucciniales; Melampsoraceae
Exons: 8
Coding region: 1-1284 (427 amino acids)
Source: RefSeq, a predicted model, not a curated record